CCACGGGAUCACACCUCAGUCCGCUUUGGGCUUGUUGUCCGUUACGGGGUCCCUGGAACAAUGUUGGAGAGGCGCUGGCGCGGAUCGAUGUGGCGCGCCACAUGGAUUUUAUUUCUCCCCUUUCUGAUCCACUCCACAGCGGCUCAAGAUGACGUGCCUCCCUAUUUUAAGACCGAGCCGGUGCGAAGCCAGCUUCACCUGGAACGAAAUCGCUUGGUUCUGACUUGCAUGGCAGAGGGAAGCUGGCCGCUGGAAUUUAAAUGGAUCCACAAUACCACCGAACUAACACGAUUUUCACUGGAGUACAGGUACCUAAUCCCUUCACUGGAUCGUUCCCAUGCCGGGUUCUACCGCUGCAUUGUGAGGAAUCGGGUGGGAGCCCUUCUGCAGAGACGCACAGAAGUACAAGUAGCCUUCAUGGGCAGUUUUGAAGAAGGCGAGCGUGCUCAGUCCGUCUCUCAGGGAGAGGGCGCUGUCAUUCCAGCUCCACGGAUUCGGAGUUUCCCACAACCGCAAGUCACCUGGUUCAGAGACGGACGGAAGAUUCCACCCAGCAGUCGCAUGCUCUUCGGGGGUCCAUCUCUCUGUGUGUUUCGUUGCUUGGACUAAUCACACCUGAGCAAGAGAAGAAGGGAAACAUAGCUGGAUUCAAAGCGCAUGUGACAGUCAGCUCCAGCCAGUCGAAACGCUAAUAAAUUUCA
Messenger RNA from Cyprinodon tularosa, 701 nucleotides. RefSeq names its product protein sidekick-2-like. The coding region runs from base 61 to 609 and encodes 182 amino acids. NCBI's taxonomy places the organism in Eukaryota, Metazoa, Chordata, Actinopteri, Cyprinodontiformes, Cyprinodontidae. The transcript is spliced from 5 exons. The record is from RefSeq and is a predicted model, not a curated record.